AUGGGUUCAGCACAUUCCGUACCAGCAGACUUUACUCAACCAGCACGAGGUAUAACUGUCGCCCUUCUUGUGAUUACCAGUAUUGGCAUCAUAUGCCGGAUCUUAUCUCGACGUAUUCAACGUGCCAGCCUAGGCCUCGAUGAUAUACUAGUUUACAUUGCAUUUGUAAAUGAACACUCCCUGGUUCAUGCUCAGACUAACGAAGGAUUUCUAGCUAGCAAAUACUGGCCUACUGGCUACUACACUAACGAAUCAACAGAAGCCUCUCAUAGGGCCUUCUCUCUCCCCGCACUGCGAAAGAGCACAAGUGAGGAGCAGCUUUAUCUAAAAAGGGUGACUGUUGCUCUUGGCAUAUUAUACGCUGUUUCCCUGCUUUUUACCAAGAUCUCUGUUCUUUUUUUGUACCGCCGAAUCUUCACCAUGAAUACACGAUGGUUUCGUAACGUUUGGUGGUUUAAUCUGCUUUUCCUCUUUCCGGGCUGGACCGUACUGGCAUUUACACUUCUCGGUUUGCAGGUAACUCCACAGGGAAGCAAGCUACUCACGAGUAAGCUGAGCAUAAUAGGCUCGCCAUUGGUCGGCGGGUUGAACUCCGUAUCCGACCUUCUAGUUCUGAGUAUGCCCGUAAGAAUGGUUAUAAAGCUCAAGAUGCCUUUGAGGGAAAGGCUGGGAAUAUUGUUGUUACUGUGCAUGGGAUUAGGCGCAACAUCAAUUUCUAUCAUGAGAGCCAUACGAUUUCACAUAAAACGCAAAAAUCAUUGGAAUCCUGCAUACGGAUUAUACAAUGAUGUGGUAUUGACUAUCGUCGAUAGCUCCACUUGUCUGAUUUGUGCUUGCUUUACGAUUGUCAAGCCUCUGAUCAGAAAAGCCAAAGAAGUGUCGAUCACAAGUGCUACAAGUCUCCUAUCUCUGCGUUCGGCCAAUAGCAGCAGAGUAACUGGCACUCAAUAUGCAGCGAGCGAUAACCAGAGUCUAAAUCGUAAGCCAAGCAACGACCCACAUGGUAUAUAUCGCGUAGACAGGUUCGAGGUUGAGGUUAAUAACAGCCAGUUCGAUAAAAAGGGUAACAAUAUUGUCCUCAAGAGCUACAUAGUCGGCAAGUAG
This is a messenger RNA of Glarea lozoyensis ATCC 20868, 1104 nucleotides long. RefSeq lists its product as uncharacterized. Bases 1 to 1104 code for a protein of 367 amino acids. The record is from RefSeq and is a predicted model, not a curated record. Lineage: Eukaryota; Fungi; Ascomycota; Leotiomycetes; Helotiales; Helotiaceae. The transcript is spliced from 4 exons.